Messenger RNA from Canis lupus familiaris (dog), 1524 nucleotides. It is a transcript of the gene IQANK1, whose product is annotated as IQ motif and ankyrin repeat containing 1. NCBI's taxonomy places the organism in Eukaryota, Metazoa, Chordata, Mammalia, Carnivora, Canidae. Gene Ontology annotation, biological process: regulation of barbed-end actin filament capping. Gene Ontology annotation, molecular function: protein binding. Gene Ontology annotation, cellular component: nucleus; cytoplasm. The record is from RefSeq and is a predicted model, not a curated record.
AUGCCGCCAGCGUGUAAGAGCCCUGCUGCCUCGGCGGACUACUCCCGUAUCGCUCUGGAAUGCUGCCAUCUGGACACUCGCUGGGGCCGCAGCCUCAUCCGGAGGCUCGAGUGGGAGGCACACAGUGCAGGUCUCUGGCACUGUCUGCGGAUGGCCACGGUUCCCCAGCACGGCCACGGCUUCUCUAAGGCCAGUCUGCUGAGAGGAAACCCUGUGGAGUACGACGUCAUCAUGAGGCCAGCUGCUGAGAUCCGGGUGGCCGAGAGGCUGUGUCCGCAGGCUUUCAUGGCCCUGGUGCGGAGGGAGCAGGAGGCAGGAGGAGCGGCAGCGGCCCGGCUGCAGGAGGAGGCCCUCGACAGUGACUCCAGGCGGUCCUGUGGGAGCCAGGACCUCAGCGGGAACACGGUGCUGUCGGAGGUGGCAGCCGGCAGCCAGGCCCACGCCAUCCAGCUGCUGGCCAAGCAGGGCGCCAGCCCCAACAGCAAGGGCGCCUUCGGCCGGACCCCACUGUACCGAGCAGCCUUCGGGGGGCACCUGGAGGCCGUGGAGGUGCUGAAGCUUGGAGCCGACCCCUGGGUGUGUGCAGAUGACGGUAGCACCCCGGAGCAGGUGGCCUCCCUGGAUGCCGUGGUCAGUGUGCUGUAGUCAUGGGACCUGGGCCUCACCGACGCCAUGCUCCGGAGCAUGGAGGCCGAGCAGCAGCAGGAGGCAGAGGCCAAGCGGUGCGGCAGCUUGAACCUCAAGGUGCAACAGCUAGCUAAGGCACAGCAGCAGCGACAGACCCAGCUGCAGCAGGCCUACUGUGAGCUCAACCGGAGGAUCACGGAGCAGGACGAGUGUGAAGGGCGGUGUGCCAGCCAGGCUGAGCUCACCCUGCAGGCCAUCAAGGACGCAGAGGCCCAGGUGGACAAGCUAUGGCUGGAGGCCCAGAGAGCUGAGGAGACGCUGGCCAUGGCCAGGCUGGAGCUGCGGGAGCAGACCCAGGAGGAAGAGGAGGAGAUGCCCAGGCUGAAAUGCCAGGUCUCUGAGCUGCAUGACAUUCUGAUGAAGGACGUGGGUGACCGCAUCCACGCUGAUGGCCGGUGGCCCCUUGUCAUCGACCCUUCGGGCCAGGCAGCCGUCUUCCUGCGCUACCAGGACACCAACUACGUGGACGUGGUGAACCCCGCCCACCUGCAGCCCGAGAGGAUCUGGCUGGCGCUGCUGGGGGCGCUCAGGUACAGGAAGCCGCUGGUGUUCGACCUGCACGAGCUGGACCUGUUCCCCGUGCUGCGGCAGCAGCUGGAGGCCACGCAGCCGGGCCUGGUGCAGGAGCUGUGAAGCCGGGGGCUCCUGGAGCGGGAGCGCUACCUGUUGCUGCUGCGGCCCGCGGACGAGCCCGAGUACAGCCCCACGCAGUUCUGGGCGGCGCGCCUGGGGCACUUCCGCGUCUUCUUCAUCACCAAGGCCCGAUGGCCGCCUGCUGAGCAGCUGCAGGUGCUGCUCCCUGUGAGGAUGCUGCUCCCCGGGGGGGUGGUCCUCUAG